AUGUCGAAUUUGUCAAAGCUUGAGUUUGUGGCACUUGACAUUUCUGGAAAGAAUUACCUAUCAUGGGUUCUCGAUGCUGAGACUCACUUAGCCGCUAAAGGCCUUGGUAACACCAUUACUCAGGGUAAUGAGGCAUCAAGCCAGGACAAAGCGAAGGCCAUGAUUUUCCUUCAUCAUCAUUUGGAUGAAGGUUUGAAGGUUAAAUAUUUAAUAGUGAAAGAUCCACUUGAAUUGUGGACUGGCCUGAAGGAAAGGUAUGAUUACCUUAAGGCUACGGUAUUGCCAAGGGCUCGAUAUGAGUGGAUGCACUUACGGUUGCAAGAUUUUAAGACCCAAUAUCGUGAAAGGGGUUUUAAAAAGUAUUCUGAAUUGAUCUCAUGCCUUCUGGUGGCUGAGCAACAUAAUACCCUUUUGCUAAAAAAUCAUGAUGCCCGUCCCACAGGGUCAGCUCCGCUUCCUGAAGCGAAUAUGGCAGCUAGACGUGAUAAGUCUGGAAAAAGACGGAAUAAUAAUCAUGGCCAUAUGAAUGUACGUGGGCAUGGAAAUGGUAAGAGACGAUAUAAUAGUCGUCAUCAUGGUGGUCAUGGCAAACGAGAGAACAAUAUGGGUUCUCAAAACAAUCCUUCAAGAGGCAAAAGCGGUAACUGUCACCGCUGUGGCAUGAAAGGUCAUUGGAAAAUUGAAUGUCGUGCACCUGAGCAUUUUGUCAGGAUUUAUCAAAUCUCCAUCAAAAGAAAGAAAAAUAAUGUUGGAGCAUCUUCUGCUAAUGCCUCAGUGGAGUCCCACUUGACCUUUAAAAAUGAUUUUGAGGCAGGGCCUUCAAACAAAAAUGAUGACAAUGCCGAGGCAAAUCUUGCUUUGAAUGAUGAUGAUUUUCAAGGACUCGAUGAUCUUACUCAUUUGGAAGUUGAAGAUUUCUUUGGAGAUCAAAACUAA
This is a messenger RNA of Nicotiana attenuata, 936 nucleotides long. RefSeq lists its product as uncharacterized. The coding region runs from base 1 to 936 and encodes 311 amino acids. The record is from RefSeq and is a predicted model, not a curated record. Lineage: Eukaryota; Viridiplantae; Streptophyta; Magnoliopsida; Solanales; Solanaceae. The transcript is spliced from 2 exons. Gene Ontology annotation, molecular function: nucleic acid binding; zinc ion binding.